AUGUCGACUAUGCCAGCGAGCCACGGCCACAAUGAGGCCUGUUGCAACAUUCCCCCGGUUGUAUCGACCGGAUACAGCGCCAAAGGGACCUACGACGAGGUUGAUGGUCUGAAGACAUAUGUGACCGGCCCUGCUGAUGCCACCAAGGGAAUCGUCGUUAUCUACGAUAUCUUUGGCUACUUUGACCAGACCGUCCAAGGAGCCGACAUCCUUGCUACGUCUCACAGCCAGAAGUACAAGGUUGUGAUCCCUGAUUGGUUCAAAGGCGAGCCUUGCCCUAUCGAAUGGUACCCGCCCAACAACCCUGAGAAGCAAAAGAACCUCGGGGCCUUCUUCGGCAAGAACCCCCCCCCUGGCGUGGCCGGCAAGCUGCCCGAUUAUGCCAAGGCCCUCGGGGCAAAGUAUCCCAAAAUCAAAUCGUGGGGCAUCCUCGGCUUCUGCUGGGGCGGCAAGGUCGUCAGCCUCGUCACCUCGAGUGACGCCAACCCUUUCUCUAUCGCGGCCGAAUGCCACCCGGCCAUGGUCGAGCCCGAGGACGCCAAAGGCAUCAAGGUGCCGCUGGUCAUGCUUGCCUCCAAGGAGGAGCCCGACGACAAAGUCAAGCAGUUCGAGGCCAACCUCAAGGGCGCCAAGCACGUCGAGACAUUCAAGGACCAGAUCCACGGCUGGAUGGCCGCCCGCGCCGACCUGUCCAACGACCGCGUCAAGGACGAGUACACGCGCGGAUACAAGACGGUGCUCGACUUCUUUGCCAAGAAUUGGUCGUGA
This is a messenger RNA of Parathielavia appendiculata, 768 nucleotides long. RefSeq lists its product as uncharacterized. Gene Ontology annotation, molecular function: hydrolase activity. Bases 1 to 768 code for a protein of 255 amino acids. The record is from RefSeq and is a predicted model, not a curated record. Lineage: Eukaryota; Fungi; Ascomycota; Sordariomycetes; Sordariales; Chaetomiaceae. The transcript has 4 exons.